Messenger RNA from Urocitellus parryii (Arctic ground squirrel), 822 nucleotides. RefSeq names its product regulator of G protein signaling 20 (gene Rgs20). The record is from RefSeq and is a predicted model, not a curated record. Lineage: Eukaryota; Metazoa; Chordata; Mammalia; Rodentia; Sciuridae.
AUGUCCAGGCUUUCCCAAGAUAACCAAGAGUGCCUCCAGGAAUAUUUUUCCAGGCCAUCAAUGUGGCCACAAUUUCUGCCCCUGUCCAGGGUGGAGAGAUAUAGUACAAACACUUACCAAACCACAGAAAGUGAAGAGGACCUCCGGGCUGUGCCCAAUGUCAAGGUUAUGGGAUCUGAAAGAAUGGAGAUGCGGAAGCGGCAGAUGACAGCUGCCCAGGAGCCACCAGGCUCAGUCCCCGGCCAGCAUGGAGCAGGGAAUCGGGGCUCCAAUGCUUGCUGCUUCUGCUGGUGCUGCUGUUGUAGCUGUUCAUGCCUCACUGUUAGAAACCAAGAAGACCAGAGACUCACAAGAGCUUCCCAUGAGCUCAGAACAGAACUUCCAACCUGCGAAGAAAGCCCAACUCCUACUCUGGAAGAAGUCAAUGCCUGGGCUCAGUCAUUCGACAACUUAAUGGUCACUCCAGCAGGAAGAAAUGCUUUCCGUGAAUUUCUCCGAACAGAAUUCAGUGAAGAAAAUAUGCUUUUCUGGAUGGCUUGUGAGGAACUGAAAAAGGAAGCUAAUAAAAACAUUAUCGAAGAGAAAGCAAGGAUAAUAUAUGAAGACUACAUUUCUAUUCUUUCUCCUAAAGAGGUCAGCUUGGACUCUCGAGUAAGAGAAGUAAUCAACAGAAAUAUGGUAGAGCCAUCCCAACAUAUAUUUGAUGAUGCUCAACUUCAGAUUUACACCCUAAUGCACAGAGACUCUUAUCCUCGAUUCAUGAACUCUACUGUCUAUAAGGAUUUGCUUCAGUCCUUAUCUGAGAAAACAGCUGAAGCAUAG